Molecule: messenger RNA, 2206 nt
Organism: Thunnus maccoyii (southern bluefin tuna)
Lineage: Eukaryota; Metazoa; Chordata; Actinopteri; Scombriformes; Scombridae
Gene: slc5a1
Product: solute carrier family 5 member 1
Exons: 11
Coding region: 10-1650 (546 amino acids)
Biological process (GO): sodium ion transport; transmembrane transport
Cellular component (GO): plasma membrane
Molecular function (GO): D-glucose:sodium symporter activity
Source: RefSeq, a predicted model, not a curated record
GUGGUCACAAUGCCUGAGUAUCUGAAGAAGAGGUUUGGAGGACAGCGUAUUCGCAUCUAUCUCUCUGUGCUGUCCCUCUUCCUGUAUGUGUUCACCAAGAUCUCAGCAGAUAUGUUCUCUGGCGCCAUUUUUAUCAAUCAGGCUCUUGGGUUGAACAUCUACCUAGCUGUUGUCCUGCUACUAAUGAUUACUGCGCUGUACACCGUCACAGGUGGACUGGCUGCAGUGAUCUACACAGACACCUUACAGACUGUCAUCAUGAUUGUUGGAUCAUUCAUCCUUAUGGGCUUUGCUUUCCAUGAGGUGGGAGGUUAUGAAAACUUCAUGGACCGCUACAUGACCGCCGUCCCUGCCAUCACGGGUAACAUCAGUGAAAGCUGCUACGAGCCUCGGGCAGACUCUUUCCAUAUUUUUAGGGAUCCGAUCACAGGAGACCUGCCAUGGCCUGGCCUGGUGUUUGGACUCACCAUUCAGGCCACCUGGUACUGGUGCACUGAUCAGGUGAUUGUCCAGCGCUGCCUCUCAGCCAAGAAUUUAUCUCAUGUUAAGGCUGGCUGCAUCUUAUGUGGCUACCUGAAGCUGUUGCCUAUGUUCCUCAUGGUGUUCCCCGGGAUGAUCAGCAGGAUCCUCUACGCUGAUGUGGUGGCAUGUGUGGACCCUGAUGAAUGUGUAAAAUACUGCGGGGCCAGUGUGGGCUGCACCAACAUCGCUUAUCCCAAACUGGUGGUGGAUCUUAUGCCCGAUGGUCUACGAGGACUCAUGCUGUCUGUGAUGCUGGCCUCUCUGAUGAGCUCCCUCACCUCCAUCUUCAACAGUGCCAGCACUCUCUUCACCAUGGACAUCUACACUAAGAUUCGCCGCACCGCCAGUGAAAAGGAACUCAUGAUCGCUGGCAGGGUGUUCAUUUUGGUUCUGAUUGGUGUGAGUAUUGCAUGGAUCCCUGUGGUACAGUCAGCCCAGAGUGGUCAGCUCUUUGACUACAUCCAGUCCAUCACCAGCUACCUCACACCACCCGUUGCAGCUGUCUUCAUGCUUGCCAUCUUCUGCAAACGUGUUAAUGAGUCUGGUGCGUUUUAUGGCCUCAUGAUUGGCCUGCUUAUAGGCCUGUCCAGGAUGAUUGCUGAGUUUGCUUAUGGGACAGGUAGCUGUGUUAACCCCAGUAACUGUCCCACCAUCAUAUGUGGAGUUCACUAUCUCUACUUUUCCAUCAUCCUGUUUGUCAUCUCCUGUAUCAUCAUCCUGGGAGUCUCUCUCGUCACCAAACCAAUCGACGACAAGCAUUUGUAUAGGCUGUGCUGGAGCCUGAGGAACCGUACGGAGGAGAGGGUGGACCUUGAAAAAGAAGACUGGGUUGAUAACAAUGAUUCCGACUAUAUGGGCAUGGAGGGUAAGCACAAGCAGACCUUCCUCAUUCCCUUUGUCUCUUCCAUCACAGAACCAGAGGAGGAGCCAGGCUUGUGCAAGAAGGCCUUGAUGUGCUUCUGUGGCCUGGAGGACAAAAAGGCCCCGAAGCUGAGUGCAGAGGAGCAGGCAGAGCUGCAGAAGAAGCUCACAGACACCACAGAGAGGCCUCUAUGGAGGAACAUUGUCAACGCCAACGCCAUCAUUCUCCUGGGCGUGGCUGUCUUCUGUCAUGGUUUUUAUGCUUAAAGAAUACUGACUGACUCCAAUUGCUCUGGGAUAAUUUAUAUUUAAGUGACAGCACUUUAUACGAAUGUAAUUUAUGACCAAAGAACUGUAGCCCACAACCCUCUAUAAUAAGAUAAUGCACAUGUAUAUCCUCCUACUCUGUGUCAUUAAGUAACGCUUUAUUUGACAUGUCCCUUUUAUUCUAAUAUCCUGUAAAUUAAGUAAUUUGCAGGUAUUUAACAGAGAUUUUUACAGAGAGGGUGUUUUUUCUGGAAUAUUUUGAAAGAAAAAACAGAUGAAAGUGUUAAGUUGGUUUAGUUGGUAAGUUCAUUUUAUUUGGGUUCAUACAUAAUUAUUCAUUUGCUUAAAAAUCUUAAUAAGUUAGACUCUUUAACUGACAGAAAAUACUGAGUUUUCAGUGUGUAGUUUUGUGUGUCAAACUACAUACUAGCAAAUUGGGUUGUUUCUUAAAAAAACUCUAAAAUGAGCACAUUUCCUGUAUACUACCAAAUACACAACUCUUUCAAAAAAAUAUCCUAAGAAUUAACAGUUACACAGCAGCUACUAAUAUGCUAGU